CUAUAAUCUGUGUUAAGAAAAAAAAGUGACACACACGCCAUAAUGUAAAUUGCAUUUUGAUUUGGCGUUUUAGUUAAAAAUUACUGCAUUUUGGUGUUUAAAGUUCGUGUUACAAUAUGUAUUUAGGACUAAUAAAAUGUAUAUAGCGAAUAUUGGGUAAUUCCUUGCGAUGGCUCAAUACUAUCAGAUAGUUGGGCAAGGACCAUCACUGACUCUAGAAGACUUACAACGGUACUGUCCAAACCUAUGCUUGGACGGUAUCAUUGUCAAUCAAGAAGACCAACAGUAUGGGCAACAACAGCAGGUAGUAGUACAGCGAACCGAGCAGCCAAAUGACUUGAUAGUGAGUGAAGGUGUCCAACCCCAGUUGCUGGUUGGCGGAGACGGGCUGCAGUACCAACAGCAGUACAUCAUCCGGCACGAGCCCCCGCCCCCGCUGCCGCCGCCGCCCCCGCCGCCAACGAAUAAUGACUUCCAACAGCAGCAGCAGCAGAGGCAACCUUUGCAUCACCAUGUUUACUACACAUCCGAUUUACCUGUGGAUGCUCAAGUUGUAUUGCAACAGGCUCAACAAAUCAUUGAUGCAUCUCUGAUGCAACAGUCAUCUACACAACGUCCUCAACAUCCGACGGUGAUCCACCCGGCGCAGCAGCCGCCGCCGCAGCCCCCGCCCCCUCCACCCCCGCAGCUCGCGCCGCCGCCGCCUCCGCCACCGCCGCCGCAACAGCAACAGCAGCGCGCCACCCCCCAACUCCUCCAACACCUACAACAGCAGCACCAGCAGCAGAUCCAGCUGCAGCAGUUCCAGCAGCAGCAGCUGCAGCUGCAGCAGCACCUGCAGCCGAUACAGCACCAGCAGGUGGUGAUGACGCACGCGGCUUAUAUCAAUCAGCAGCAGCAGCAGCAACAGCAACCGGCAACACCGAACCGCGGCGCGGCGCCCCGCCUCCUCAACCAGACGCUCAGCCCGGGCGUGACGCUAGUGCGAGGGGGGGUGCGCGCGGUGCGCGGGGGGGCCCGCCCCGCGCGCCCGCCCCCGCGGCUGUUGAAUGCACAGGCGCAUCAGCAACAGGUGCAACAGAACGUCGGGCUAGUAGGCCAACAAGUCCGCGGGCCGGGACCGCGCGCGCCGCGCCCGCUGCGCACCGCAUCGCCGCGGCUGCUGAACCCUCAAGCAGCUCAGACGACGCACAGGCCGGCCCGCCCGAGGACUCCUUCGCAUCAGUUUAGAAUUGGCUCGCCACGCUUGCUGAACGCGCAGUCGGCGGCCGCGCAAAGACCCCAGGGACCAUCGACACCUCUACAGGUAAAUCAACAAUCACAGCAACACCAAAUGGCGCAACAUGUGAUGCAACAACAAGUGCAUCAACAACAAAUGAACCAACAGCAAAUGAACCAGCAGCAAAUGAACCAACAGCAAAUGAACCAACAACAAAUGAACCAACAACAGAUGAACCAAAUGAAACUCAACAACCAUCCGCAACAUCAACUCCUCAACCAACAGACCCCGCCUCAGAGUUCAGCCGCCACCCCGACCCGCAUCAUCACGCAACAAGGCACCAUCAUCACGCAGGGCAUGCAGCAGAUGCAGCACACCGUCGUCCCAGCCAAUCAGAACAGCCCGUUGCCCCAGCAAACCAUGGCGGUCCAACAGCGAGCGUCCCCGCAAAUACCUCAGCAACCGGUCAAGAAGGUCGUCGUCCAACCAAACAACGCCAACGACAUGGAUGACUUAGAAGACAGUAUAACAGCCGCUAUUCUCACCAAGCACACAGUCAAUGACAAUGUCUCGCAACAGUUUCAACCGCAACAGACUCCGCCUAACUCGAUGCGGGCCAGCCACCCCGGUCCUUCUGUACCACAAAUAAACUACACCCCACAGUUACAAUACCAACCUCAGCAAGUUAAUUAUGAACAGCAGCAGAUUCAGCAUCAGCCGCCGCCUCAGAUGCAGCAUACGACCUUGAAUCAACUACUGAUGGAACAAGAUUCGUUGGACGAUGAGAGGCGGGUGCUGACGUUCCACAAUGGGCAGAAGAUCACGGUGGCGGAGUACAAGAGGAUGCAGCAGUCGCAGCGUGUGAUGCAGUCGCAGCAGCAGCAGUUGCAGCAGCAACAGGUUCAGCAGCAGGCGCAACAGCAGCAGCAGCUUAGGGAAACCGGUCGGCAAACACUAGUGAGAAGUAAGGAUCCCCAAAGGCCCGUACAGAGAGUCCCACCGAUGCAGGCGCAGCAAGUGCAGCAGCCUCAAACUGUAGAACACAAUGAAGUGCCGAGCGGGUCGGCGGAGCAAGCGACGGAACCGCAGUCGGCCAAGAUGUUAAUAUUCCUACAAAACGGAGAGCAACGACUGAUCACGUUCACACUGCCAAAGGAGAGUUGUACUUUGCAAGAAGUACUAGAACAGGUGAAUGUUCCGUUCUCGGAGGACACGCACAUCCAGUGCAUGCAGAAUACGAGCAGUGAAAUAGAUUACUUCGUGUCCGUCGGGUCCACCACUAGGAUCGAGGAGAUGUUAGAAAAUCAUCCCAUGCUUGUGGGAGAUAUAAGUAGUAGAAGUUCACCAAGUGUCUUAUCUCAGCCGCAAACCAGCGAAAUGUCUACGCCCGAAAAACUGCCAUUCCAGGAGACUGCAUCAAGUAGCCCCGGGUCGCCGCGGCCGCGCACGCCGCCGCCGCGCUACGUGGACGGCAUGCUGGCGCUGUGCAAGACCUGCGGCUACACCGGCUUCGACUUCAGCCGCUGUCAGAGAUGUAAACGUAUAUUUACCGAAGAGCCAAAAAGCGUACCUGUGAUGACCUCCAAAAAAGUCGAGAAGAAGAAGGAGCCAGAACGUGCCCAUUCCAGUUUAGAAAAGACUAGUCUUCUUGGCAUUGAAGGUGGAAUAAAGUUGAAUCUGCUGAAGGGCACAGUCAAAGCUACCAACAGCAAGACUCCCAAUGCGCAAGAGAAGAAGCCGGCCAGAGUGCGCAAGCCGCGCGGCAAGCAGCCUGAGCCGGAGCCCGUGAUACUCACGCUCAGCUCCGACGAGGAGGACUCCAACAGCUCUAUGAUUGGCAGCCAACCUGAAUAUUCUUCUUUGGUGAGCUUGAAGGAGCCUUCGCUGAGUGAGAUUGAAGCAUGGACACCUGACAGUGGAAUCGGCAUGGAUGAAAGCAGUAGAGAUGAUGUCAGUCAGGGUCCUCUGCAGGGCGUGGUCACAUCGUUCAACUGCAGGACUAUCAGGAUCGGUUCCUACAGAUACACUCCUAAGGAAAAGAUUUACAUAUCAAGUAAGGGGAUAAAAAUAGUGGCACCAUCACUGAAAGACGAGAGUCGAGAUGUAGCACUUCAGAUACAACUCAAAGAAGUGGUGAGAAUAUUGGUGCACUUUGGGAAAGGGCUACCUGUGAUAUUUCUGUACACCAUGAGCAAAUGUGGAGUUUACAUCAGAAAAGCUCUGGAAAUGACUGAUGAAUCGGGGCCUUACUAUAAUCCUAUUUCUAAAAUAGACCCCUUCAAAAGAAUAACACUACUGCCUGAAAGCAUUUCAGAAGAUGCUAAAGUGACAUUGAAAACAUUAUUUGGUAAGGUUAUGGAUGAAUUAAACGCCCGCGAGGCUAAUGACAUUCUUGUUAGAACUUGUCCUAAAGAAGGCAAUAAUGUCACAAAAAUGGCAACAAGAUCAUCAAGUGCUUCCAAUGCUGCUGCUAAAAGCUCGCCAGCUGAUAUUAGACAGAUUUUAAUUUACCCGCCUGGGAAAGGAGGAAUUCCCAUCAACACUGAAGACUACAUGUGUCUAGCCCAAGAUCAAUUUCUGAACGACGUGAUAAUUGAUUUUUACCUGAAACAUCUUGUGCACGACAUUUUAACGCCAAGUCAGAGGGAAAAGACUCAUAUUUUUAGUACUUUCUUCUAUAAGAGGCUGACAACUAAACCUAGUAAAGUGAAUAGGAAUUCAAACCCGCACGAGUGGGACAGUAGCCUGACGCCCGCACAGAAGCGACACGUCAGAGUCAAGACGUGGACCAAAAACGUCAACAUCUUCGACAAAGACUUUGUUGUGGUGCCAAUCAACGAGAAUUGCCACUGGUUUGUGGCGAUCAUCUGCUUCCCCAACCAGGAGGGCUGUCGUAGCAUGAUUGACAACAGAGUGGUCAAUCCCCAAGAGAUUAAGAAAAGAGAGCGACGGUCAUCAGUGCAACAGAUAGGGAGCACCACGAUCACGCCGCUGACUAAACAAGAACAGCUUACAUUAAGUUGUGACUCUGAUAAUCUUAGCGAACGUGAUGAAGCUGAAGCAGAGGAGAGUGAUUUAGACAUGCAAUGUGAUUCAGACGAAGAAGAGCCUGAUAAAGUAAUUCCUGAAAAGAAAGUGGAGCCACUGCCAGUCCGGCGAAAUGAACCAAUAAAACAGCCAUGCAUAUUGAUCUUCGACUCCCUGGCCGGAGCGUCGCGGUCGAGAGUGGUGGCCACCCUCAGGGACUACUUGACCUGCGAACAUCUAGCUAAAACGUCACAAAACAAGGUAUUCAACAAGGACAAUAUAAAGGGAAGCUGUCCAAAGAUCCCGCAACAAAACAACUUCACAGAUUGUGGCUUGUAUUUGUUGCAAUAUGUAGAACAAUUUUUUAAGGACCCAAUAUUAGAUUACAGUUUGCCAAUAAAGCAAUUGCAGAAUUGGUUUGAAGAAAUUGUGGUGACUCGGAAGAGAGAAGAGAUUUCAAAGUUAUUGAAAGUUCUGAUGCACAAGUACAACCCAGAAUCUCAUUUAGCUCUGCCCGACAUUGCAUUUCCUACUUUAAAUGGUAAACUAAUAGAGACUGAAGAUCAGGAAGAUGAUGAGAAAAGCCUUUCCGGUACAAGUAAACCAAAGGAUGGAAGCGAGUCAAGUAAUGGCCCCGCCACCCCCACGCUUACAUUUGUCAAACAAAUAGCCACCGGGGACAUCCUUGUGAAGAGGACUUUUAACGACUCCUCGGAAACCAUACAUCUAAGGAAAACUAUAAGACUAUCAAGUGAUUCCGAAAACAGAUCGGUAGUGCAGAUUAAACCUGAGUUCGUAAAGAAAAGUGACAAUGAAGCGCAAAUAAUGAGACCUAUAAAAUGUAGUAGUGAUUUAGUUAAAGACAUACAAAAUUCCCUAAUGGGAACGAAAAAUAAGACUUAUGGUGAUAAAAAAUACGGUGUAAAUAAUCAGAAUGUUUCCAGUGUGAACUUUAUAAGACAAAGUGCAAGUGAAAGUGAAACAAAUUCAUUUCUUAAGACUAAAAAAAUUAAUAAAAUGGACGACCCAGGAAAUGAAACAUGCAAAAAAUUUAAAAGAAAUGAAUGUUGAAACUUAAGCCUGUCCAUCUACCACACCUAUUAAAUUAUUUUAAUUAAGUGUAUAGUUGUUUGAUCUUGUAAAUAUUAGGUUAUUAAGUGUAACGUGUAUUUAAUACUAUAUCUAUUUUAUAGUAAUGUAAAGAACUGUAAAAGUUUACCUGUGUAUUAUAUUAGUACUCUAUACAAAUAUAAACAUGAAAGUUAAUAUUAA
This is a messenger RNA of Plutella xylostella (diamondback moth), 5518 nucleotides long. RefSeq lists its product as uncharacterized. Gene Ontology annotation, molecular function: SUMO-specific endopeptidase activity. The record is from RefSeq and is a predicted model, not a curated record. Gene Ontology annotation, biological process: proteolysis; protein desumoylation. NCBI's taxonomy places the organism in Eukaryota, Metazoa, Arthropoda, Insecta, Lepidoptera, Plutellidae. Gene Ontology annotation, cellular component: cytoplasm; nucleus.